AGGGUGAUAGGAUUCUAUUCCUCCAGCUUAGGGAGAGGCAGCAGCAGCAGAGGAGAGCUAGAGCAGCCGAGGCCAGCAGGGCUUUCGCUAGCGAGCCCGCUGCUACAGCAGCCAUGGCCACUUCCGCUAUGGUCACUUCUGCGCAGCAGACUUCCCAGGCCAGCAGUUCAGGUAUCAUCGGGUCAACGGUUGCGCAGACCGUGAGUCAGUCCACUGGCGUUAUGGCAAGCCAGGCAGCAGUGUUGACCCCAGAGGAUGUCGCCAUCCAGCAGGCAGCCCUGCAGGAGGCACAAUUACAACAGGCAUUAGGACAGAUAAAAGCGGAGAAGGAGAAGAUGAUUAAAAGAAGAGCCAGGAUGCAUCGGAGAGGGGCAGACAUAGAGGAGUUAGAGACGAUGGACCUGACGAACAUGGAUGAUGAUGUGAGGGUAGUUCGGAGGGCCCUGCUAGGAGUCAUAGAGAUGCAGGAGCAUCAGACUACCAUCCUUCAGGAUAUCCAACAGAGCCUAGCCAUUGUGGCAGGGCGUGCUCAGGCGGCACCAUCACCAUCCGGGCCUGGUGCCUGGCCCAUGGCAUAUCCUCCUUUUUCUGUCCCACCGAUGACAGGGGUAUCCCCAUAUGUAGCCCCGUCAUCGAUUGCAAUCGUUUCCCUGGGCAUGCCGGUGUCAGGAGGGAUAUCAGCAGGGACUAAUUUGCAGGUUCCUGUUCAGACAUUGUUCACCCAAACUCCGUCGCAGGUUGCAGUCACCACGCAGCCUGCUGUCUCGCAACCUGUGCAGCCGCAGGGCACACAGCCCCAGCAGCCGGUACAGCAACCUGUGUCACAGGGUCCACAACCCGUAGUGAUGCAGGGACCGAGACAGACACAGUGGGUUUCAAAGACGGCCAUCGCCGCUCCCAAACCUUUCACAUGGGAUAAGAGGGGCGAAGACCUUGACACGUGGUUGAGGGCAGUGCCGGUCUACGUCAAGUGUAAACUUACCUUGCUGCACGAAGAAGUGCUUGUGGCUGCUUCCUACCUAGAUGGUAGUGCAGCAAGAUGGUUGAGUGGUUUACUGCAGCUUCAGGGGUAUGGUCAUGACUUCCGCGCUUGGGCGCACGCUAUGAAUCGGAUAUUCCAUGACUACUUGGAUAAGUUUGUCAUCGUGUACCUCGAUGACAUACUUAUUUUUAGUAAGACUGUCGAGGAGCAUGUUGCACAUCUGGACAAAGUCUUCAGUCUCCUGCGACAACACAAGUUCAAGAUCAACGGUGAGAAGUGCGAGUUUGGCUGCACCCGUGUCUUGUACUUGGGUCAUGAGAUCUCCGCGGAAGGGUUGAAGCCCGAUGACGCGAAGGUGGCCAGCAUUCGUGAUUGGCCAUGUCCUCCGUCUGUGACUGAGAUGAGAUCUUUCUUAGGAAUAACAGGCUACUAUAGGACCUUCGUUAAGAACUAUAGUGUAGUGGCCGCUCCUUUGACUGAUCUGACGCGCCUUGACACCCCAUGGGAGUGGACAGAUAAGUGUGAGGCUGCUUUCAGACAUCUGAAGCAUGCGUUGACGCACUACGAGGUCUUGAAACUUCCUGAUCUUGAUGAGCCGUUUAUGGUCACCACGGAUGCCAGCCAACAUGGCAUUGACGCUGUGCUCGCGCAGCAGGAGGGGCCAAAGUUGAGGCCUGUAGAGUACAUGUCAAAGAAAAAUCCGUCUCAGAAGUUGGCUAAGUCCACCUAUGAGAAGGAACUCUAUGCCCGUUGGAUCGAAGUCAUUGAGCAAUAUGACUUUGACCCUCCGUAUCUCAAAGGGGAGUACAACAAGGUUGCUGAUGCCUUGUCGCGUAGACCUGAUUUCUCGGGUGCGUUGAUUACUGAGUUUGAUCUGACGGACAAUGUUACUCAAUCCUUGGUGGAAGCCUAUUGCGAGGACCAGUUCAUGUCUGAGAUCAUACGCAGACUUCAAGCGAAUGACAAGAAGACCUCUGCCGAGUUUGAGUUGGUCAAUGGCUUGGUGUUCCUUGAGAAGGCAGGGAAUAAACGAUUGUGUGUUCCUAAUAGCGAGUCUUUGCGUAGUUUGUUUUUAGGUGAGUGUCAUGACGCCACCGGAUAUUUUGGGUAUAAGAAGACCGAAGCCAAUUUGCUGCAGCGGUUCUGGUGGCCCACGAUGAUGCGAGACGCCCAACUGUACGUGGAGACUUGUCAGGUAUGUCAAAGAGACAAGCCAUGUACUCAGGCUCCUCUUGGGCUCUUGAAGCCCCUUCCAAUUCCGGAACGGCCUAGUGAGAGUCUGUCCAUGGACUUCAUGGAUACCCUCAUCACCAGCAAGAGUGGGAUGAGACAUAUCUUCGUCAUCGUGGAUAGACUUAGUAAGUAUGCUAGGUUAGUAGCAAUGCCGGGAACAGCAAGGACAGAGUACGUAAUUAGAAUGUUUAAAGAGAACUGGGUCAGGGAUUUCGGCUUAUCGAAAUCCAUAAUCAUUGAUAGGGAUGUCCGAUUUACCAGCGAACUGUGGAAGGUCGCUGCUGCAGAACAGGGAACCCAGUUGCAAAUGACUUCUGGGAAUCACCUAGAGGCCAACGGCCAGGCCGAGCAACUGAACCGUGCGGUACAACACCUGUUGAGGCAUUAUAUCAAGUCCAACCAGGUGGACUGGGAUGAGAAGCUUGCACCCAUCGCCAGUCUGUAUAACAAUGCAGUAUACAGUGCUACCGGGGCCAGUGAGGGUGCCGUGUUUUAUGGGAUGGUACAUUAGGGAGGGUAGCUUGAGUAGCUGGUAGGAUACGAUUAGCCGACUAUACGGAUGAAGGAUACUGGGGUCUCUGCAUCCGCUCGGGUGGUCUGCAACAAAAACAGGCGGAUUAUGCGGGUGGUUGGGAAGUGGGCAAAAGAGGAUAUGUAGCAGGUGUCACUACAUAACCGAAUGACAUAUCAUAUGGAUUGUGGGAAGGCUGGAGUAUCUCUAAUUACGCGUUUUUCAUAUAGGAAUACAUUCGAAUAAUGCCCCCUUUCUUUUCUCUUUUCUCUUUUUUCUUUUUUUCUUUUUUUCUUUUCUUUUUCUUUUUCUUUUUUGCUCUUGUUUUUGCUUUUCCUUUUCCCUUGUCAUACUCUUUUUCGGUCUUUAUCCAUUCUACAAUGACAAUGUUCAACUCAUCCGUAGUGGCUGUGAGGAUUUGUCUAUUUGUAGUAAGUUCCAUAUCUUGAGCAAUUGUCUUGUGGACCUCUCUGAUUCCCGGAAUAUUGAACAAGUUUGUUUGUAGACAUUGUUUCUAUGGAUAAGAAAUGGUUGAAUUGUAGUAAAGCAAAUGUUGCAUC
Molecule: messenger RNA, 3286 nt
Organism: Chara braunii
Lineage: Eukaryota; Viridiplantae; Streptophyta; Charophyceae; Charales; Characeae
Source: the annotation of a GenBank genome assembly